Megalops cyprinoides (Indo-Pacific tarpon) is the source of this 4223-nucleotide messenger RNA. Its product is annotated as ATP-dependent RNA helicase DDX42-like. The transcript has 18 exons. Lineage: Eukaryota; Metazoa; Chordata; Actinopteri; Elopiformes; Megalopidae. Gene Ontology annotation, molecular function: RNA binding; ATP binding; RNA helicase activity. The coding region runs from base 73 to 2853 and encodes 926 amino acids. The record is from RefSeq and is a predicted model, not a curated record.
GAGCCUUGUGUUGUUAGCACACAUCAUUUUUUAUAGUGACAAGACAGAAUUUUUUUUCCAGCAGUAACAGUCAUGAACUGGAACAAAGGUGGUCCAGGGGCCAAGCGAGGGUUCGGUUUCGGAGGGUUCAGUCUGGCAACAAGCAAGAAAGAGGAGCCUCGUCUGUCGCAGCCGUCACAUUCAUCGUUUGGGGCAACCGGGUCAGGUUACAGCAAGACCCAGCAACUGCCCUCUUUCUAUAAGAUAGGCACAAAACGGGCCAACUUCGAUGAAGAGAAUGCGUAUUUUGAAGAUGAUGAAGAGGAGUCUAGCAGUGUGGACCUGCCCUACAUCCCUGCAGAGAAUUCUCCGACCCGACAACAGUUCCAGUCCCAGGGCGGGGACUCUGACAGCGAGGAAGACCCGCUGGACGCCUUUAUGGCUGAGGUGGAGGACCAAGCAAAUAAAGACUUGAGGAAGCUGGAAGACAAGGAGAAAGAGAAGAAACCUGAUAAGGGUAUACGUGAUGACAUUGAAGAGGAAGAUGACCAAGAGGCCUACUUCCGUUACAUGGCAGAGAACCCCACAGCCGGGCUGACCCCGGAUGAGGAGGAAGACAACGUGGAGUACGACAGUGACGGGAACCCCAUCGCCCCAGCCGCUAAGAAGAUCAUCAUGCCCCUACCCCCCAUUGACCACUCAGAGAUUGACUACCCCCCAUUUGAGAAGAACUUCUUCAAUGAGCAUGAGGAGCUGAACAGCCUGACCCCCUUGCAGGUGGUGGAGCUGAGACAGAAGCUCAACUUGCGUGUGUCUGGAGCUGCCCCUCCCAAGCCCUGCACCAGCUUUGCCCAUUUUGGCUUCGACGAGCAGCUGAUGCACCAGAUCCGGAAGUCGGAGUACACCCAGCCCACUCCCAUUCAGUGCCAGGGAGUCCCCAUCGCCCUGAGCGGCCGCGAUAUGAUCGGCAUAGCCAAGACAGGCAGUGGCAAGACGGCGGCGUUCAUCUGGCCCAUGCUGGUGCACAUUAUGGACCAGAAGGAGCUGCAGCCGGGAGAAGGGCCCAUUGCUGUCAUUGUGUGCCCCACCAGAGAGCUCUGUCAGCAGAUCCAUGCGGAGUGCAAGCGUUUCGGGAAGGCCUACGCCCUGCGCUCAGUGGCCGUGUACGGAGGGGGCAGCAUGUGGGAGCAGGCCAAGGCCCUUCAGGACGGCGCCGAGAUCGUGGUGUGCACCCCGGGCCGUCUGAUUGACCAUGUGAAGAAGAAGGCCACAUCCCUGCAGAGGGUGACCUACCUGGUGUUCGACGAGGCAGACCGCAUGUUUGACAUGGGUUUUGAGUACCAAGUGAGGUCCAUAGCCAGCCAUGUGCGCCCUGACAGACAGACUCUCCUCUUCAGUGCUACUUUCCGCAAGAAGAUCGAGAGGCUGGCGCGGGACAUCCUGGUGGACCCCAUCCGAGUGGUGCAGGGAGACAUUGGAGAGGCCAACGAGGAUGUGACACAGGUAGUGGAGGUCCUACCCAGCGGGCUGGAGAAGUGGGGCUGGCUGACGCGGCGCCUGGUGGAGUUCACAUCCGCCGGUUCUGUGCUCAUCUUCGUCACCAAGAAGGCCAACUCUGAGGAGCUGGCCACCAACUUGACACAGGAGGGUUACAGCCUGGGCCUGCUGCAUGGAGACAUGGACCAGAGUGAGAGGAACAAGGUCAUCGCUGACUUCAAGAAGAAGAACCUGCCUGUGCUGGUGGCCACCGACGUGGCUGCCCGCGGUCUGGACAUUCCAUCCAUCCGCACGGUGGUCAACUACGAUGUGGCGCGAGACAUUGACACACACACUCACCGUAUCGGGCGUACUGGUCGUGCUGGCGAGAAGGGCGUGGCUUACACACUGCUGACCAACAAAGACACGUCAUUCGCUGGGGACCUGGUGCGCAACCUUGAAGGAGCCAAUCAGAAUGUUCCUAAGGAGCUGAUGGACCUGGCAAUGCAGAACCCCUGGUUCAGGAAAUCCCGCUUCAAGGGAGGCAAAGGGAAGAAGCUGAAUAUCGGUGGCGGUGGUCUGGGCUACAGAGAGAGGCCGGGUCUGGGAGCAGACACCUCGCAGGACCGUGGCGGAGCUGGCAGUGGGAGCAGCGUCCUCAGUAACUAUGAGUCCUACAAACCCUCCACCGGAGCCAUGGGGGACCGGAUGUCAGCCAUGAAGCAGGCCUUCCAGGCUCAGUAUAAGAACCACUUUGUGGCGGCAUCGGGCUUCCCCCCCAAGUUGACCAACACCAACUCCAGCAGCUCGUCCGGAUGGACCAGUGCCGGCAGCCUGAGCUCCGUGCCGUCGGGAGACCCCCAGGAGGCGGACCGUUGCCGAGUGGUCCCGCCCACCGUGGUGGCGGCCCCUCCUCUGGCGCAGAGCACGGGGACCAGGAUGGCGGGCUUUACUAGCGCUGGGGCGCUGAGCUCCCUGCCCGACAGCUAUGCUAACCUGCCGCAGGGUUACCCUGCUCCGCCCUCUGCCCGGGAGGCCCCCCGUGACCGCCACGGGGACAGCAGGGAUCGCCACGGGGAUGGCCACUAUCGCCACGGCGAGCGGAGCGACAGGCACGGCGGAGACCGUGACCGGUACGGUGACCGGGAGCGCCACGGAGACCGUGAUCGCUACGGGGACCGAGAGCGUUACGGCAGCGGGCGUUACGGGGACAGCAGGAAUGGGGAGGGCAGCCGCAGGGACAGAGAGGGACGCGGGGACCGGGAUGAAUGGAGAGGUGACAGGGAAGGUGGGGACAGGGUAGGGGGCGAGGGGAGGGGGGACAAGGGGGAAAGGGCCGAGGACAGCUUUGCUGUCCCAGAUCCUCCUAAGCGCAAAAAGACCCGGUGGGAUAACUAAAAACAAAAACAAAGUCCCCUCCAGAACAAACAAACUAUUGUAAAAUGAGCACACACAGUCCAUAGACAUACAGCUGGUCCUUUCCUGUUGUAAUAGCAUACUUGGGUUUGGGGUAGAAAGUCUCAAAACCCCACUCUUUUAUUUUUUCCUUUAAUUUUUUUUUUUACUGUAGUCUUUUGCAGCUGAAAUUGCAUUUAACAGUGCUCAAAUGGGCUGGGAUGAAGUGGCUUUCACUGACGUCCCCUGUGUCCAGGAAGGUGUGUGUGUGUAUAUAUAUAUUUGUUAUAUUUGUUUUUUGAGGGCUUAGAGUGUGUGCAUGCGCCCUUGGCCCUUCUUGUCUCCAUUACGUUUGGCGUAGCUCAAUGGACCAAACCAGGUGACACUAGGGUAGCCAUUGGAUAUAUUUUGAUCAGCACAGGGCCCAUGCUCAGUACAGACUGACCUUAUCAGAGACUGUGAACGUUUCAUUUCGGAAGUGUAUUUUGUGUGGAUACUCUGCAUAUUGUUGAGUGAGUGGGUAAGGGGUGUGGCACAAAUGACUUUUCAGCAAAUAUUCUGUUGCAAGUUUUAGCCUGUGUUGGCUCCGAUGUUCUUCUGUUGUUUAAGUAUUAGAAGGGAGUGUCAAAGAUGUGCAAGACUAAAUUUUUAUAUGUGUGGGUGCAUGUGUGUGAGAGUGAUUAUCAGAUUUCCGAUGGAAAUGUGUUUUUUUUCUGCAUUAUUAUUUCUCUAGCUCCGUGAAUGUUUCCAUUUCAUGUGUAUUCCAGUUCAUCUUUGAGAUUCAGCCCCUCUGUCCUGUCAGACCCUUCAUCUCCGCAGAACCUGUUUCCAGUGUUCUGGCAGGUGUCUGAACUGAGAUUACACAGUCAGGGCCCUCUGUGAAAGUAGAGUCGGGUUUGGGUCACAAUGGAAUGGGAAUGGAGAAUGGCCCGGCUCUUCACUGAUGCCUGUCUGAAUUCAUAUCUGCGAAGCUGGAAUUCAGAACCAUUUUUCUGUCUUCAUCUCAUUUCUGUCGGUAUAAUAAAGUGGUGUGCGUUCCACCCGUAGUCUGCUCAUCCAGUGUUGCGUUUCUUUUUUGUUGAGAAAGGGAGGGGUUGGCUUGGGGGCUGCAAGGUUGUGUACGUGGCACCAUGUUUUGCUGUUUGUUGCUAGCUCUUUAUCAGUCUGCUCACCAAACUUCUGUGGUUCUUGGUGAACCUCGCUUCAUCUGAUAAUCCAAAUAAAUUUUUCCACUCAGCAGUUCCGUUUGCGACGAUCUGCUUUCUGCAAGUUAAAACAGUUCCAGUGGCGUCACUGUUUGGAAGCCAUGGUAGUCCCUGAAAAGUCUGAGGUAAAUGUGAUUGUCUCUCUCUCUCUGUUGCUCUUUCCCCAAC